AUGUCAUCUUUAGAAGCAGGCAGCACAGACGAGCAGCAGCAACAACAGCAGCAGCAGAGGAGGAGGAAGAUGUAUAACACAGUGCCAUUUAGCAGCCAGUUGGAACGUAUUGAAAACCUCCGGCAAUUGAAAUCCAAGAGUCAAAAUCAACAAAACCAACAAAAUCAACAAAGUCAACAAAGUCAAUAUAAACAACAUACUCAAACUCAAAGCCAAAACAAGAAUCAGAAUAGAUUUCACAACCAGGGUCACAACAACCAACAACAACAACAACAACAACAACAACAACAACAACAGCAGCAGCAGCACCAUCAACACUCUAAUAAUGGGAGUUAUUACAGAGCAAACUCUCAGGCUAGCAAUUCCACGAAUCGCCAUAAUCAUAAUAACCAGUAUUACAUGCAGCAACAACAGCAUCAACAACAACAGCAACAAAACAGGUAUGCUUUGGCUGCGGUUGCCGCUGCCGCAGCACUUCAGCACCAGCAACAGCAGGCAUACUUGUUGCAACAACAAGCAGCAUUGGCGCAAAUGCAACAACAGCAGCAACUGAAACAGCAACAGCAGCAGCAACAACAACAACAGCAGCAGCAACAACAACAACAGCAGCAGCAACAGCAACAACAGCAGCAACAGAGCCGUGGGCUGGUCAACUAUCGCUACCAGACACCCGUUCUGGCACAAGGUGGAAGAAGACAAUACCUUUCUGGCCUGGAGUAUGAUCAUGGUGCUCAGAACUUUCAGCUGGUUGGUGCUGUAUACUCACAGCCACCACCACAAGUUUUUGGAGACUUGGAAUCAAACAGUCUUCAUCUUGGUCUUGCCAAAUUGGACAUGAACCAUGGUGAAGAAACUUUUUUUAGACCACCAAGGACCACGGGUCAUAGCAUAAGUAUGAGCACGAUUACAGGUACCAAUUCCGGUAGUUAUUCGGCAAGCAACAGCUCAUCUUCCGCUUCUAAUUCACCACCAGGGUAUCCAGCAGUUUUUGAUGGUUCUCCAAGUGCACUUCAAGGUUCCCAAAAUAGGUUUGUGAGAAAUUCACCACCCACUUUAUUGUUGUCUUCAUCAUCAAAAAACUCAAUUAAUGACAAUAACAACAACAACAACAACGGCAGCAACAGCAGAAACAAUCACAAUAAUAACAAUAUUCAGAGCAGCAACUUUUCAACAUCACCAUCAACAGCAAACCUCCUCGUUGGAUCCCCAUCGCUUUAUUCCGGUAGUAGCAAUAUUUGGAAUGGGGCAUCAGCUAGCAAUGGAACUAGCUCAUCUAUUUGGGCGAGAAGCGUAAAUGAAAGUACAAAGAUCAGUGUCGGAGGAGCAGGGGUAGGCGGUGGUCAAACAGCAUCCAGUACUACCUUAGGCAUUAGUGGCUCGAAAAUUUGGUAA
Molecule: messenger RNA, 1392 nt
Organism: Lodderomyces elongisporus
Lineage: Eukaryota; Fungi; Ascomycota; Pichiomycetes; Serinales; Debaryomycetaceae
Exons: 1
Coding region: 1-1392 (463 amino acids)
Source: RefSeq, a predicted model, not a curated record